UUUCCGCAGCAACAGGGAAAAGAUGGCAGCCCUCGCGACCCUCACUCAGCUGUCAAGUGGAAACCCUGUAUUUGAAAGCUUUUACAGACAGGUGGACCCAGGAAACACAGGGAGGGUUGGACCCACAGAGGCUGCCUUGUUCUUGAAGAAAUCAGGCCUACCAGACAUCACUUUAGGAAAGAUCUGGGAUUUAGCUGAUCCAGAUGGCAAAGGUUUCUUGGAUAAACAGGGAUUUUAUGUUGCUCUGCGACUUGUAGCCUGCGCACAGAGUGGGCACGACAUCAGCCUUGCCUGUUUAAACCUUCCUGUUCCCCCUCCAAAAUUCAUGGAUCACAGUAGCCCAUCGCUGAGUUCUGUAACAACAUCAAAUGAAAGCCACUGGGCAGUGCGGCCAGAAGAGAAGAGCAAAUUUGAUGGUAUUUUUGAAAGUCUUGCCCCAGUAAAUGGAUUACUGUCUGGUGAGAAGGUCAAACCAGUCCUAAUAAACUCCAAACUACCUGUGGACGUCCUUGGAAAGGUAUGGGAUUUGAGUGACAUCGACAAAGAUGGACACUUGGACAAAGACGAGUUUGCAGUGGCGAUGCACCUGGUGUACCGUGCCCUGGAGAAGGAGCCCGUGCCCUCCGUCUUGCCCUCCUCUCUCAUCCCUCCAUCCAAAAGGAAGAAGUCAUCAGGCUCUUUGUCAAGCAUGGUGCCAGUGUUGCCAGGCAGCCCACCACCGCCAAAAGACAGCCUGCGCUCCACACCCUCUCACGGCAGCAUGAAUUCCCUGAACAGUGCUGGGAGUUUGUCCCCAAAACACACCCUCAAAUCCUCACAGCAUUCGAUAAACUGGGUCGUACCAAUCGCAGACAGAGGGCGCUAUGAUGACAUCUUCCUCAAAACAGACACUGACCUUGAUGGUUUCGUCAGCGGCCAUGAAGUCAAGGAUAUCUUCAUGCAGUCUGGGCUUCCUCAGAACCUCCUGGCACAUAUUUGGGCUUUGGCAGACACCAGGCAAAUGGGUAAACUCACACGGGAGCAGUUUUCAUUAGCCAUGCAUUUCAUUCAGCAGAAAGUGAGCAAAGGUUUGGACCCUCCACAAGCUCUGACUCCAGAUAUGAUACCGCCAUCUGAACGAGGCACGCCAGGACCAAGUCUAUCAGGGUACAUGACACCAGUGGGAUCUGAAAUGGCUGCACUGACAGAGAUGCGCCGGGACAGCUCCAGCUCUGUGGGUUCUGGCGAGUUCACCGGGAUUAAAGAACUGGACGAUAUCAGUCAGGAAAUUGCUCAGCUGCAGAGAGAGAAAUACACAUUGGAACAAGACAUCAGAGAAACAGAAGAGUCCAUUAGACACAAAACCACAGAGGUUCAGGAGAUGCAAAACAAUCUGGAUCGAGAGACAUGCAGCCUUCAGGAGCUUGAGGCCCAGAAGCAGGACGCUCAGGACCGGCUGGAGGAGAUGGACCAGCAGAAGGCAAAACUAGAGGACAUGCUCAAUGACGUCAGACAGAAAUGUCAAGAAGAGUCGCAAAUGAUCUCCUCCCUACAGAACCAGAUCCACUCUCAGGAGUCAGAUCUGCAAAGUCAGGAAGAGGAGCUGGGUCGAGCAAAGGCUGACCUGAACCGCCUGCAACAGGAAGAGGAUCAGUUAGAGCAGAGUCUACAGGCGGGCAGGAUUCAGCUGGAAACCAUCAUUAAAUCCCUCAAAGCCACACAAGAUGAAAUCAACCAGGCUCGUAGCAAACUCUCUCAGAUCCAGGACAGUCAGCAUGAGAUCAGUAAGAAUAUUGAGCAGUACAGCAGCACUCUCAAUGGAACCCACGGGGGUAGCAUGACCAACCUAGCCGACAUGAGCGAAGGCUUCCCAGAGAAAGAGAAUGGAGGCUUUGGGGCCAUGGAGGAUCCUUUUAAGGUGAAGGCCACAGUGUUCAACAGCGCCCCUCAGGAGAUGCACAUGGAUCCCUUCCAGUCUGAGGACCCAUUUAAAACAGACCCAUUCAAAGGUGACCCUUUCCAAAAUGACCCUUUCUCAAAGCAGACCACCACAGUUGCAGAUCCCUUUGGUGGAGACCCUUUCAAGGAGACCGACCCAUUUAGCACCUCUUCUGAAGAUUUCUUUAAGAAGCCCUCCAAGCCAGACCCCUUCAGCAAUGCUGAUCCUUUUAGUAAAAGUGCCACUCUUCCCUCAAAGAGUCAUCAAUUCUCAAGCAAUGACCCUUUCAGCUCCACCAGCCCCAAACCGAAAGGCCAAGAUUUCUUUGGUAAUUUGGACCCUUUCGGAAGCAAUUCAUUUGGCAGCAACAGCGGAUUUGCCGACUUCAGCCAAAUGUCAAAGGGCUUUGUAGAUGACCCCUUCUGCCGAAAACAAGACAUGCCAGCUCUACCACCCAAGAAAAGCAUACCACCUCGGCCUAAACCACCCAGCGGUAAAAGCACUCCAGUAAACGUUCCUGGAUCUGAGGAUUCAACCAAGACGAGCGAUCCCUUCCAGCCCUUCAACGUUGACCCCGUCGACCCUUUUCAGAGUAAAAAGGGGGUGGGAGACCCAUUUAGUGGCAAAGACCCGUUUGCUCCAUCUGCCCCAAGUAAAGCCUCUAAAGACUCUUCAUUGGGUUUUGCAGACUUCAGCUCUUUUGGCAAUGAAGCCCAGCAGAUGGAGUGGGCGAAACGGGAAAGUGAGAGAGCAGAACGGGAGCGGCUGAAGAGACUCCGGCAACAAGAGCAGGAAGACCUGGAGCUGGCCAUCGCUCUCAGCAAGGCGGAGAUGUCCAACGCCUGACCCCUCCACCCAUCACCCUUCAGAUGCACCCCUUUAUACACUACAGCGACGAGAGUGUGUGUGGCUGCAUCCGAAAGCUAAUGGGCCACUCACACCGAACACGUUUUUGCAUCCGUAUGCAGCAUUUUAAAUUAUUUUUUUCUGUAAAUGUGCAAGUCGGAUGUCUUUGAACGUUGUGCCGCGUCUCGCACAGGAGCGCCAUGUUUAGACGCUAUAUCAUGUUUAAAAGAACUUCAGCUAUUAAGAGCAUGUCUCGAGACACCUGCGUUUUGUUCUGUUCGUUGCGCUGUGGCUAGCUUUUUUCCCCCCGCAAAACAAGUUUUAUCUGAGCGGCUCUUAAGGCAUUUGCCUCACUGCCUCAGAUAACCUUUCAAGACGCCAUAAUGUCACGUCUAAUCAUCUAAAACAAAUUUAAGUGAACAUAAGACAUAACCAUUAUUUCUCAGUAGAAGUGAAAUCGUAAUUUAAAAUUUUUUAAAACUACACAUUUAUAAAUUAAUUCACCACACAAUUUUGGAAUAUUGAAGGCAGCAAAGGACACAUCUAUGCUGCUUUCAAAACUUUACCGGAUGAAGGCAUGUCAGUAGACAGCAUGUUACACAAAUAUCAGAUUCUGACAUGUUUUGAUGCCUUCCAACCUCCUACAUGUAUACUGUCUGUGGUGGCAGCAUUUUUUAACUUUAGGACGCAGCCAUCGUGUGUGUGUGAGUGAUGGACCAAGAUGAAGUAAAUGCAACGGUAGGGUCCUGUAUGGACCUCUAUUCUUUUGUUUUUUAAUGUUGGGGGGGGGGGUAGUCUUUGGUUUUUGAAUCUGCUAAUUCACUCUACAUGCACUGCAUUAACCACUCAGAUAGAGUAAAUAGUUUAUUUAAAGUGUAUGUAUGUGUGUGAAUGUGCAUCAACAGAGCCAUGGACAUUGACCGUUACUGGUCUCCACAGGUCAUUAUCUCCACUGUGUCUCCCAAACUCGCACAAAAUGAUGGACUAAAAGGGACUAAGAAACCAGAAUAAAGAUGUGUAUGAGUUUUAAAAAGGUUUCGAUCCCAGGUAGAGUCAACCUUGAAACUUAAAUUACCACAGUCCCUAUUUUCUCUGAGCCCUUAUGCAAGGCAUUUAAUUCCAGGUUUUGAAUUGGUCGAUUUGGAUACAGAGCGUGUGCUAAAUGAUAAGUUACUGGCUCUAGCUGUAGUCAGUAUGGUACGCACUGGAAGUAGAGCAGCACCUUGCAGACUAAACGUCUGUAUGAAACUCUUGAGGUUAUGUAAAGCUGAAUGAGUUAUUCUCUGUUAUUAAUUGUCGUUUAAAGCAGAGCCGUUUGAUUCAGACUGGAAAAAAGUGAAUAAGAUAUAUCGAAGUAAGUUAGAGGAGAACGUUCACAUAAAGUAACUUGGAAAAGCUACACUGAUGUUUUUUUAUUCUUAGUUUAUUUUUUACCCCAGUAUUAAAAGAUACCUAGCUAGAUUAAGAAGGUUGAGGCCACAAUGAGCACGUUUACAUACAACGCAAUACUCUGAUAACUAUCAAAAAUCAGCUAUCAAAAAUCAUUCAUAAAAGCGACAAUGGAAGAAACCUGCGUUUACAUGAGAUUUGAAAUCAUUCAGUCAUUCUGUUUUUGACGUCAAAACGUAAACAGUCAUGCACACAACACUUGCACACGUUGGAUAUACUGGUAAAGGUGUUUACUUGAAACGCAAAAUUGGGGAAAUGAGCAAAUAUCUAUGUACGGCGAUUGUUUUUUGCUUAAACAAUUUAUGACCUUACCUCAAUGAAGGUACGCCGUUUAAGGCGUUUACAUGAUGAUGCACAUUGUUUGUUUACUAAGCAUAAUUGGUGGAAGAAUGUGUGUAAAUAAUCUCAGUGUUGCAUAAACAACAACAGCUAACGCCUAGAUGUUUGCUAUUAAGAUUCAUCGCUACUUAGAUUUGCAGUUUCGUUGUUUGAAUUCUGUAUUUAUAGCAAUUUGAAAUAGUUGAUAGGAUAGGGUAAUCCAUGGGCCUAAAAGCACAAUUCUGUUGUGGUGCAAGGCUGUAAUAUCGCUUUUGCAAAAAGUUAACCUGAAUGUAGGCCCAGACAGAAUUUGCUAACUUUUUCCCAUUUUCUGCACUGUCUUUGAGGUAAAAUUUGCAUGAUGGAUUUCAAUAUGAUAAAACAUGUUAAAUGGAGUUAAGAGUACCACACUUUUAUUGGUAGCUGAAAGCGCAAUCAAAUUAGCAAAAUGUUUAAUAAACAAACACGCAAGUGGCAGUUAUUUUGCGUAAGUUUGCAAAUGAUGGUAAAUCAGAUGUUGCAUAAAUAUACAGAAUUUUAAGUGGCGCUCCAACACAGUACAUGGGUUUUGAAAUAGACUUUUACUUGCUGGGUUCCCAUCCAACAAUUUUUAUGCAAAUUUAACAUUUUUGUUUAAGAAAACCUGAAUGGAAACGCUUGAUGUGCGCAUAAACACUCAAAACUUUAUGCGCUGGGCAGAGGGGGAUUUUCUGUAGUUUCCCAUUAGUCAAAAUGCAUAUUUAGUUGAUGGAAUUAGUUUAUGAUGUGCUUUAACCAUUUGUGCACGAAAGGUUUGACUCGGCACGCAGUUGUUCAAACAAAGCCAUUCACAUUCGGAAGUGUUUAACCCACAGUUGGUCAUUAAAGUGGGUCCAGACAAUCUGCCAGAACAGUUUUUAGCGCGGGCCCUCCCGGGUAUACGGAGGAUGCUCUUAAAAACAUCUAAACUUGCCGCAAAUUUGCCGCUCGUUAUUUUCACAUGCAAAUGAGCAUUUGAUUCGCAGCAAAUGUCUGCCAGAAGAUUUGCAGCUCUUCACCAGUAGUGGUGUACCUCCAACAAACUUUUGGCUACAAUGGACAAUUUGCUUAACUCUCGUUUUUUGUAAGGGUGGCAGCAAAGCAGCUAUUUCAGCCCUCAUUAUAUGAGAUAUUACACACUCAUUCUUCGAUGUCUCCUGGCAGCAUUUAAUAAAUCAUUGUACAAAUGUACAGUCACUCUCAAGGUAAUGCGCAUGACGUAGUGGAUGAAAAAGCACAAUGAUAUGUAUUUUCUUUAGUCAAGUUUUUCUAAAUGUGCUUAAAAAAUGCUAAACAUUUGGAUGGAAACCCAGCUACUUUGUUUUGCUGAUGGCAUAUUCCUAACCUUUAGUCAGUAUUGAAUUAAAAUCUUGUUUUUAUCGACUUAAACGUUUUGGUGAUGGUACUGCCUGGCAUGUAUUUUUUAUGAAUUAUCGUAAUACUCUUUAACUCUUGAAAUCCAUCUGCUGUUCUCCAACGGUAGACACUCUCUAACUGGUACUAUUAACAUUUUUUAACAUUCACUCAUUCAGUCUCAUUUGAACAGCUGUUUCUUCUUUACUUUGAGUAUUUUAAAUGACUUCUGAGUUUGACGUGAUGUGUGUCGAUCAUUUCUCUACAGGCAAAAUUGCUAAUUGUAAUUUUAGCCUGUGUAAUGAUUGAUACCAGGUGUCCAAUAAUUUGGACAGAAAUGUUGCGUAAUGUUAAUAGGAACAACUGUGACAUCCAUGUGUACUGCUAAUUUUCAACUAUACCAUCUUUUUCUUGUUUUCUUGUCUUGUUUUUGGUUUGUUCCUCUCUUUCUUUUUAUGUCCAAUCAGCUUGUGAUGUUUUGACCUCAAAUAGCUGCUUGACACUCCUUCGUCAUGUUUGUGUCACACUAAACAGUGUUACACUAUCUUAUUUAAAGUAUGUUAAGUGUAUGUACAUUGGGUCUAGCUCACACUGGAACUCUAGUGCUGUAGUUUUUCACAUGAAUAAUCCCUACCUGAAUUUGAUUACAGUAGUACACUAAUCUAAAAUCAGCUUUGUCAUUUGAGAAUUGUAACAAACUGUAACUACGUCUUUCAGACUGGAAUCAAAAGGGAGAAGAAAGAAAUAUAGGUUUGGAACAACAUAAGGGUCCUAGAUAAGGAUGAAGUCAAUUCCUGGCCUAUAAUUGAUCUUUAAUGCUGUAAUGUAGGCCAGAAGUGGGCUUUAUUCAUGUUUAGGGCCAUUGGUCUUGGCUUUUCUGCCUUUUGUGCAGAACAAGUGGAACUAUACAACAAACCUUGUGUUCUGAUCCAUCUUUCAAACAUUGUGUUGUAGCGCCUUUUAUGCUGGAUUUGUCCUGUAUACCUCCUUUGUGCAAUAGUUUGUAUAUUUUAUUUGUUGUAAUACCUGUAAAUUAAUUUCAAGUUUUCAUAUCCUGUUUUGUUAUCCAUGUUUUUUCUUAAAUUAUUUUUUAUGUUGGUGUCAUACUUAAGGGUGUAUGUCCUGUGAAGCUCGAGCUAAAUGCAUUCCUUUUUGGCCUGCCUUUAACCCUCUCCUAUGUAGAUAAGACAGAUAUUAACCUCAUUAAGAAAUGCAUAAAAAAGUAUACAUAAACCAUGUAUGUUAUGUGUUAUAUUUGUCCGAUGAAACUGGAGUAAAUGCACACGUGUAACUCGAAACAUUUUAAGGAUUUCAGACUGCAUUGAUAGUGACUAGUGAUGCUUGGAUUCCUUUGGAAAUGUUAAUGCUCAAUAUGUUGUCCCUUGAUUUCACAGAAUAAAGAAAAGAUAACAUUUCAGAUACAUUCAUA
Molecule: messenger RNA, 7331 nt
Organism: Myxocyprinus asiaticus (Chinese sucker)
Lineage: Eukaryota; Metazoa; Chordata; Actinopteri; Cypriniformes; Catostomidae
Product: epidermal growth factor receptor substrate 15-like 1
Exons: 25
Coding region: 23-2764 (913 amino acids)
Biological process (GO): endocytosis; endosomal transport
Cellular component (GO): cytoplasm; plasma membrane; clathrin coat of coated pit
Molecular function (GO): cadherin binding; calcium ion binding
Source: RefSeq, a predicted model, not a curated record